AUGUCUGCUCCCGUUGGCCUCGCUGUCGUGGGGACGAACUGGAUCACCAACUCUUUUGUUCAAUCAUGUCAUGAGAGUAAACUAUUUUAUCUCACUGCUGUGUAUUCCAGAAAGCUCAACACAGCAAACAAGUUCAUCUCAGAAACGCCUUCUAUCAAAGAUGCUUCUGGGGUGGAAGCUUACGAUGACUUGGACACCAUGUUGUCAAAAGGUUCGAAUAUCGAUGUUGUGUAUAUCGCAUCACCCAACUCGUUGCAUUACGAACAAGGUGUCAAGGCUCUGAAUGCUGGCAAACAUGUCAUCAUGGAAAAGCCUUUCGCCUCCAACAUGAAGGAGCUCGAAGCUCUUUACGAGCUCGCUGACUCAAAAGGUCUCCUCAUCCUGGAAGCUUAUCGGCACAUUCAAGAGCCCAACUUCAAGAGACUUCAGAGACUACUUGAUGAUGAGAAAACCAGAACAGAGAAGUUCGGCAAAAUCUAUGGCGCGAGUCUCUCGAUGGCUGUGUAUUCGCCGCUGUUUGGAGAUAUCACAGAAAACAACGUUCCAAAUGUUGCAUCUCCCAAGUUCAGUGGAGGCUGUUUGUGGGAUAUGGGUUGCUAUCCUGUCACAUUCGCUGUCCGACUCUUUGGAAAACCCUCAUCCCAAGCAUAUUUCCCAGUCAUUCUUGAAACUGGAGUCGACGGCGGUGGUCUGAUCGUGUUCCAAUACACGACUGAGUCUUCAAAGCACCAGCAGAACUUUACUGUCUCGGCCCGCACGAGCAAGAUUUAUGAUUCGCAUGCACCAACCGAGAUCUACUGUGAGAAGGGAACCAUCAAGAUAUUUGGGGGCCAGGCUUCGAACGUCACAGAUAUCUGUACUUUGGAGUUCGUCACAAGAGGAUCUCAAGAGUCUGAGGAGCUGGGAGAUACCGACCCUGAGUAUACUGAUAUGUUGAACUUGACAUGGGAGGCUAAGGAACUUGGGCGUAUCAUCAAAGAGAAAGAUAUGGAAGCUGAAGCUGACUUGAGAGCACUUAGUCGAAGUAUUCUCACGGUGAUGGAAGAUAUGCGGAAAAAGAAUGGCAUUGUGUUUGGUAGUGAUUGA
Messenger RNA from Fusarium redolens, 1086 nucleotides. RefSeq lists its product as uncharacterized. The transcript has a single exon. Lineage: Eukaryota; Fungi; Ascomycota; Sordariomycetes; Hypocreales; Nectriaceae. The record is from RefSeq and is a predicted model, not a curated record. Gene Ontology annotation, molecular function: nucleotide binding. The coding region runs from base 1 to 1086 and encodes 361 amino acids.